AUGACCUGGCCUACCCGCCAUGCGUUCACCCGCACCCGCGGCACAGGCCGCCUCGAAGCCGCCGAAGAUAAGGAUAACGUCGUUGUCGUCAGUGCCUCGCUCUUCGUCCUGGGCAACGCCAAUGGCAAUGCAGGAGCACAGCCAACCUACAAAGUAGCUUUUGGAACCGAUGGCCAAUGCCUCGCCGAGGUCAAUGCUGCUCGCCUGGCCGCUGGGUUCAGUGCACUCGUACAAGCAGAAGCGAAUACAAACAAUAGGUUGCCCGAUAGUGUCACUGAUCAACCACCAUCAGAUGGAGAGUGGGCUUGGACGCCGGUGUGCAAGCACUUGAUUCCAGAAUCGACAGAACAAAAAGCUUCAAGAACCGGGGCUAAAGCACAGUUCCAGAGCGGCACAUACGCAUACCUUCCGAUUGACGAUCCCGCUUCCGUCGACUGCAAGGCCGUUGUGGAUAAGUGGAAGGAUGCCUACACCAACUUUGAUGGAUUGCCUCCACCUAACAAGGGAGAAGAUAGUCUGUACAAAAAUCAGGAGAACGUAUCUUUCGUGGCCCUGUACAACCCUACAGAGAAAGCUACCGCAGACUGCCGUGUCGUCACCUGCACAAAAACAACGCCUGUUUUGGAAAGUGCCGUAGAGACAGAAAACCAGGGGCAAAGUAAAGAGACCAAAGCCUCGGCCUUGAUAUGCAUGACUGCGCCUGAUGUACUUGCCGACGCAGAGAAGGCUCCUUUCACAGAGGAUCAAUGGGGACAGAUCGUGACCGCUCUCGAAGGCUCUGCCUCGGCCAUUGCACCCGGUGUGGUCGGUUUUGCAUUGGCGAUCGUUGGCCUCAGCAUGCUGUGA
Molecule: messenger RNA, 846 nt
Organism: Eimeria mitis
Lineage: Eukaryota; Apicomplexa; Conoidasida; Eucoccidiorida; Eimeriidae
Product: SAG family member
Exons: 5
Coding region: 1-846 (281 amino acids)
Source: RefSeq, a predicted model, not a curated record